UUUAUUGCCGAAAUUGUUGUUGUAAUAAGCAAUGAAAACCACAUUAACUUUUCACUUCACUUUAUAAACAGUCGACGAAACAGUUCACGUGUAGAUGUAAGUUGUGUGCUGCCGCUGUCUUUCUUCUCCUCGGACGCAUAGGCCAAUCGAGUGGAAGAGAGAUAGAUGCGGCGCAAGCGUACAAUGAGCGUAACGGGACACAGCGUAACGGAACAAUAUGCCAAACAGGACACUUUUUCGUGCGUGCAGCCGGCGUUCAUCGAUUUAUUAGACUUCACGUCAAAAAAUAAAAAUAAGCCAACGGGUUUAACGCAGUACCUACACGUAGUGAUGGGUAGUGGAAAGUUUCCAGUCGGAAAUUUCCUGCCGAAAACUUUCAAAAAUGGAAAAUUUACAGACCUCAUGGAAACUUUGAAAAAAAGUGGAAACAUUGGGAAACAUUGAAUUUUUUUUAGCUGUAAUUCAAUAUUCUUACAUUUGUUAUGCAAUCAUUGCAGAUUUAAUAAGAGCUUAGUUAGCAUAUUAAUUUAUCCAUAUCGACCAUAUCAGUAAAGAGUAUAAUAUUCUCCCUGAAUGCUUUUAUUAUGGGAAACCAUGCUGGUAAAAUUUCUGUUAAAAUUUUCUUGUGUGUUUACCUUGUAAUUUUGUGCGAGACAAAUGUGGGAUUGAAUUUCACUUUUGGGUACUUCAAACUUUAUACCAAUUUCAAAUCACACACUAGUUCUCAUGUUUCCACUCUUCUUCCAGGAAGAUAAGAUAAAGUGCUUUGAGCAUUUGCCAUAUAUGGUAUAUUGUUUCUGUUCUCACACUUCUAGUCUUCUCCCAACUUAACCCAUUUUGUACAUAUUACUGCUAGACAGUCAGUCCUGUUGUGCUUGCUACACGAGACGCAUUGUGCUAGUAUAGCUGGUUUUGAGGCUGAAUUUUAUAAGUGUUAUCUGGUUAAUGAAAAAUGGGCAAGAUUAAAGGUGAUAUUUGGAGUUAUUUUUCCGAAAAAUCAGUUCAAGGAAAAAUCAAAGGGUUCUGUGUAUUUUGUGAUGUGUCAUACUUCAGAAACAGUACAAGAAUGGUAAGGCACAUUAAAAAGUGUCCAAAAUGUCCAUUGACUAUCAAAUCCAAGUUUCUGGGAAGUGAAAAACAAGAAAAAUAACUUUCAAAUGGAACUACAUGUCCUGAAGUGUGCAAUACUGCUGGUCCAAGUUCAUCAGUAAACUUAAGUGAAAAUAUGGCUCAGAUUUACAGUGAAACACAAAAUUCACCAUCAUCUUUACAACUUGAAGUCUCAAGUGCUUCAGAAUGUGCCGGAACUAGUGCCAGUACUAAUACAACUAGGCCAAUAUGGUCUAACUCACACAGAGUAAAUUCAACAAUGUUUUCUUUUCUCGACCAUAUGACUCCAACAGCUAAGGUAAGUGUCACUUUAAUACAGGCUUGUCUUGUGCCUAGUCGUUAUGCUUGAUUUACUAAUGUUUUUAAUAUAAUCUUAACUUGAUAUGUUUAAGAUGCAUCAUUAGUAAUGCAGAACUAAUUUUAAAAAAUUAGUAUUUUAUGUUUGUUUUAGCUUGUGAACCAGUUAGGUAUAACAUGUUUUGUAAAUAAAAAUUAAAAAUUAAAUCAGUGAUAGGUAUAUAAGUGACUGAAAAAUUCCUUUAAAAGAAAAGGAAACUGGAACAUGUCUUCCAUAUAAACCUUAAAAUUUUUUAAAUAGUACAACUAAUUCAAGUAAUGGAAUCUUUUGUUUUGCAGGACAAAGCCAAUGAGUUGCUGGCUAAAGCUAUCUAUGUUAGUGGAGCACCUUUAUCAAUGGUUGAGCAUCCACUGUGGCAAGAAUUCUUUAAGUUAAUUCGCCCCGCGUACAGUCUGCCAACACGAAAAUCAGUUUCAACAACCCUUCUUGAUGCAGAGUUUGCAAAAACUCAAAAUAGAAUUAAAGGAAUAAUAGCUGAUGCAAGAAACCUUGCUCUGCAGUGCGAUGGCUGGAGCAAUCUGAGGAAUGAAAGCAUUUUGAAUUUCAUCAUCAACACACCACAGCCAGUGUUUGUAGACUCUAUUAAUACCAAAGACAACCGUCAUACUGGAGAAUACAUCGCUGGUGAAAUGAAAACAAUUUUGAUGAAAUAUGAUCCAAGAAAGUUCUUAGUGGUUAUUGGUGAUAAUGCUUCCAACAUGAAGAAAGCAGGUGAACUGGUAGAAAAUGAAUUUCCACAUAUUGUGUCUAUUGGAUGUAUAGCACAUACACUACAUCUUUUAUGCAAUGAUAUUGUGAAGUGUGAGUCAGUUUCUAAUUGUUUCAAAAGAGUAGUUGACAUCAUUAAAACAAUAAAACAGUCUCAUAUUUUAACUUCAGUACUUUCUGAAAUUAAUGAGACAAAAGGUAACAAAACUACCCUUCACUUGCCUGUUGUAACCCGUUGGGGAAGUUUCUUACAUUGCUUAGACAGUAUGAUGAACAACAGAGUAAGUUUACAGACCUUAGCAGUAAGCGAAAAAGUUGGUAAUGCAAUUUCAAAAGACAUUAAAACCAACAUUUUGGAUGAUGAUGUGUUUUGGGUAAGAAUUGAAAAAUUGACUAACCUGUUACGGCCAGUUGUUUCCUGGAUUUCAAGGUUAGAAUCAGAUAAACUCAAUAUUCAUAACACACAUGGAGCUUUAGCUGAAAUUGAAGAUGCUUUAAAAGUGUCACUUCCAGAAUCCCCACUUUCAAAGAGCGACGAGAAAAUUGUACUAAUGAAAAUGGAAACCAGGAAAGAUUUUGCUUUGAAACCUAUCCAUCUGGCUGCCUCUUCACAAGGCCAUACACUUAAACCUGAUGAACAGUUGAGUGCUGUUGAGUAUAUAUGCAAAAUUUCAACCGAUAUGGAACACAUUGAAGAAGGUAUAGUUUUAACAGAGUUAGCUCAGUACCGAAGUAGAGAAGGUAUGUGGGCCAAAGAAUUAAUUUGGAUGGCGCUUGAAAAAGGUAAAAUUGAACCCUGUACUUGGUGGAAAGGUCUGUGUGGUCAUACACAGCUGUCAAAAGUAGCAAACAGAAUCUUAGGUAUGCCAGUAACCCCUCCCUGCUGCUACAGAGAGGUCUUUCAGUACAUAUGGUAGUAUACAUACAAAACUAAGAAACCGCUUGACCACUGAAAGAGCAGGUAAAAUUUCAUUCAUUGCCCACAACUGGAAAUUGUGCCACCACAUCCUGGAGGACAUUGAAAAAUUGGAAAGGAAAGAUUCUAUUACUGUCAUUGUGGAAGACAAAUGUGAGAAAGUACAGCAGAAGAAAAAACUACCACAGUGUGUUUUAAAAGAAGACAGUGCAUCCUGUUCUAACAAUGAAACAGAAGAGGAAGAAAACCGUGAUUUCAGUUAUGAGGACAAUGAUGAUUUCAUUGGUUUCUAAGACCCAAUAUGACUUAAAUAAAGACAUUUUUGUUUCCAAUUCAGUUAAAACUGUAACAUGUAUGAUUUCUUAUUAUGAAUGCAACUAAUUGUUGAUCAAUAUUUUUUUUUAGUGUUCUAUUUGUUACAACUUCAAAUCUAUGUAGUCAAAUAUUUUAACUGUGAUUGACCAGGUAAUUGUUUUUUCAGAAGGAAUCAUUUCUGUUAAAUCUGCAGUUAAGUAUUAUUCUUUACCUUAAAUUUUCUUCCACUACAUUAGCUUUUUGUAAUGUUGAAAGCAGCUGAUUAAAUAAUUUUCAGAUUAAAAAACUGAUUAGGCCUACUUGCAAUGAAUUUGUGAACUGUAUUUGUAAAAAGAAUAAUUCGACCUAAAUGUUGAAAUUAAUUUAGAACAGCACCCACAGUAAAUUCUACAUCGCUAA
Molecule: messenger RNA, 3806 nt
Organism: Bacillus rossius redtenbacheri
Lineage: Eukaryota; Metazoa; Arthropoda; Insecta; Phasmatodea; Bacillidae
Exons: 2
Coding region: 1726-3093 (455 amino acids)
Source: RefSeq, a predicted model, not a curated record